Phasianus colchicus (ring-necked pheasant) is the source of this 3788-nucleotide messenger RNA. It is a transcript of the gene RAB23, whose product is annotated as RAB23, member RAS oncogene family. The record is from RefSeq and is a predicted model, not a curated record. Gene Ontology annotation, molecular function: GTPase activity; GTP binding. NCBI's taxonomy places the organism in Eukaryota, Metazoa, Chordata, Aves, Galliformes, Phasianidae.
UCUCACAUCUUGCACAUUUCCCCACUUUAUUUUCUACCAAGCUCAAUUCAUGUCUGAAUUGUGGGCACCAGGUUUGUUGAAUAUACCAAAUAUGAAAGAAAUGAUCACCACAGAUAAAUAUACAGACAAAAGUAAGCACUUGAAGAGCACACAAAUACAGCCUCUUGUCCACAUCUUGAAAAACACAAGUGGAGUAUGUUUUAGAUGCAGAACAAAACCUUUAACACUUUUGUUUUGAAAAACAAUGCACACUAACAGUUUAUAAUGUUCAAUGGCUUCACAAAACAGACUUCUUACGAUGGGUAUGUAGUGAUAGGACAAGGGGUUAUGGCUUUAUUCUGAAGGAGGGUAGGUUUAGAUCAGAUAUAAGGAAGAAGUUGUGUGCUACGAGGGUGGUGAGGCAGUGGCACAGCCGCCCAGAGAGCUGUGGAGCCCCAUCCCUCGAGGUUCUCAUGGCCAGGCUGGGUGGGCUCUGGGCAGCUGAGCUGGUGGGGAACUGCCCUGCCCACGGCAGGGGGGUGGCACAGGGUGGGCUUUGAGGUCCUUUCCAACCCAAACCAUUCCCCUGUCCUAACGUCUUACAGACAAGGAAAGAGUUCUAGACAUCACCCAGAACGUCACGCACAGGAACACCAUCUGCCUACAAUAAUUACCCUGAGAGAGGAAAGCCUGAGGGCAGCCCCUGAUGCUGACAGACCCCUCGGGACAUGGGGCAGAGGCAGGCGGUGCAGCGCGGAUCCAGGCGAGCUGGGGCCGUACCACGGCCCGACACCCAGCCCUGCGGGGCUGCAGCACCGAACAGAGCCGGGGGCGGGGGCUGCGGGCGGGCACCUCCCAGACAGGACCGCGGUCCUGACGGCGUUUCCGGGCGGGGGAGCCGGGAUGUGCGUCCGGGUUGGGUCGGCCCCAGCGAGCGGUUUCCUCUCGCCUCCCUUCCUCCGCCGCCUCCCUCCAUCCCUCCCUCCCUCGCCGUCUCCGAGGCGGAGCCGCCGCCGCGCCAGGAGUCGGAUUGAUAGAUUGGUGAAUAAGCCAGAGAGUCACCUGAGCUGCAGAGAUGUUGGAAGAGGACAUGGAGGUGGCCAUCAAGGUGGUAGUGGUAGGAAAUGGAGCUGUUGGGAAGUCCAGUAUGAUUCAGCGAUACUGCAAGGGGAUCUUUACAAAAGACUACAAGAAAACUAUUGGUGUAGAUUUCCUGGAAAGACAAAUCCAAGUUAAUGAUGAAGAUGUCAGGCUAAUGUUAUGGGACACUGCAGGUCAAGAGGAAUUUGAUGCGAUAACUAAGGCCUACUACAGAGGAGCCCAGGCCUGUGUUCUUGUGUUUUCUACAACUGACAGAGAGUCCUUCAAAGCAAUCCCUACCUGGAAGGAAAAAGUGAUGACUGAAGUUGGAGACAUUCCCACAGUUCUUGUGCAAAAUAAGAUUGAUCUUCUGGAUGACUCCUGUAUAAAGAAUGAAGAGGCAGAAGCAUUGGCAAAAAAGCUAAAGUUAAGGUUCUACCGAGCAUCUGUGAAGGAGGACCUCAAUGUAACUGAAGUUUUUAAGUAUUUGGCUGAUAAAUAUCUUCAAAGGCUCAAGCAGCAAACAGCUGAAGAACCAGAACUAGUACAUACAAGCAGUAACAAGAUUGGUGUUUUCAAUACAGCCAUUGGGAGUCACCCCAACCAGAAUUCUGACGCUCUUAACGGUGGAGAUGUUGUCAACCUCAGACCAAACAAACAGAGAACCAAGAAAAGCAGAAGUCUUUUUAGCAACUGCAGCAUACCUUAGGCUGCUUUCCGAGGGAAAAGAGAAGAGUAACCGUGAAUUGGAUCAAGUUGUGCAAUUGAAUACAGAGUAAAGCUUUAGAGGUAUUUUACCAGUGCUUUAGCAAAUCUUGUGCCUAUGGGAUCCUUGCUUGGUGGAUUUAUCUAAAAUUGCUGAUGCAGUGUUUUUUGGUGUAUAGAGUGAGACACCUGGUGGCAGCCACGGUUCUGUGUUUUGCCCCGUGCACUUUUUAACAAUUAUUAAGCAAACUUCUCCAUUUUGAAGGAAUUAUUUAUAGAGCUAUGAACUAGGUUUUGCAGAAUUGAGAAGCACAUUUAAUGUAAAGAUAACACGCACAGAGGUACAGACCAUAACAGUAUGGCCCAAGAUAAGGUAGCAACCUCAUAACUAAAUUUCAAAAGAAAUGUUAGCAUUGGUUAGCCAGGACACUAAGAAGUUAGCAGAAGAGCAAUGUGAAGACAUCACAUUUUAUGCCUUUCUCUGUUAGUGUGGAUUCUGGUGGUUCUGUCAGUUCAGUAUACUCCUGUUAUAUGUAUGUCUGUGCAGGUAUGUAUGUGAAUGUUGGGUAUGAAUAGUUUUGCUAAAUUCAGGUGUAUUCAAUAUGUGGAGGUCAGCUACUGAUGAUGAAAUAGCAUCUUCACAAGAAUUCUUCCUUUUAAGAUGUUACCUUUCAGAUGAGGCUUUCCCAGCUGCUGCUGUGUGUGUUGAACUUGCUAUACUUGGGCCUGAACGCUUAGAUUUAAAAAUGGACAGUGCCAAAAAUGCUCCUUCUUUUUACCUAAUGCUGCAUUGCAGAUGUUUUCGUAAGUUUGGCUUUCCUCAGUCUUAACAGUUUGAUCAAAUAAGUGUUUGACACUAAUAGAUAUCCAGAUGGAACAGUCAUAUUCCUGUCCAAGUGUGAUUGCUGUAUCCUGUAUCAUCCGUGAAAAAGGAACUUGCAGGGUGUCACAAAAGACUUAUCUUCUUUGGAGAAAUUUCUCGUAGUCCUGCAAGCCAGGUUACAGAGGAUCCAAAACACACAGCUAAUAACUGAUUUACAGUAAUGAGACAUUCCUUAACGUUGUUGCUGCUACUUACAGAGAAUCUAAUUCUGCAAGAUCGGAGACAUGGCAAAACAAUUUUCAAAGUACGUAAGUAAUUUUAUAGAACUGACUUAGACAUUUAGGAAUCCAAAUCUAAAUUGAAGAUAUUUGGGUUUAGGUUCCUAAAUCACGACGGUGCUUUUAAAAGUGCUAAGCAAGAUAUCUCUUAAUUACCAAAAAUAAACACUUUUUAAUCCUCUACAAGAGCAUGCAUGCCUUUUAGAUAUACCCAUUUUGUUUACAUGGUUUUGUAUUAUAUAAUUUUAACUUUCUAGGAUUUCUAUAUAAAACCUGCCAGUGACAAAUGCAAAAUAUGCUGCUUGAAAAAAAUCAGAAUUUUAAUAGUUUUUUAAACAGUGUAUGAGAGUGAGAAUGACUCGACUGAUCCUGUAUAUUUUUGGAGGAAGGACUUUUCACUGUGUGAAUUCAUUUAGGAAGCUUGACUUAUUUUAUUUUGAAGUCAACGAGUAUGAGAACUGCAGUGUACUCUUGUCCCACUGUCCGCAGGGAAAGAAGUGGGUGGCAAGUUGUGCACAAACACUAUAGAUUUCUGAACGCUGUAUUUGAUGUUUACUCUAUUAGACUCUCUACCGAGUACCUUUUGUCUCUGGCAAGCUGCCUCAGCAUCUCCAGUUGCUGGCAAGAAGGCGGUCCUGUAGGCGCUCGGUAGCCUUGCUGUUGCAGCAAAAUGUGUUCUUCACCAGAAUGUUUCCUGUAUUCACUCUUGGAUAGAUGCCUUUAUUUUUAACAAGUGCAUUUAAUCACUGUACGUAUGUAUAAAUGGAGUCAAGUCCUACUUGUCAUAAUGUUUUAAGUAAGGUACUUAAGGUAUGGAAACAAAAAGACCUAUGAUUGUACAUAAUGGGGCCGUCUUACAACUUCAGGAUGUAGGGUAGAAGGUGUGCAUUAAGAAUUUUGUCAACUGUUUUUAAUAUGGAAAC